Messenger RNA from Eruca vesicaria subsp. sativa (arugula), 1388 nucleotides. The record is from the annotation of a GenBank genome assembly. NCBI's taxonomy places the organism in Eukaryota, Viridiplantae, Streptophyta, Magnoliopsida, Brassicales, Brassicaceae.
AAAAAUCUCACUGGUGUUCAUAUCUUGCGCUUUGUCCCUCUCUACAAAAUGAGAGUAGCGGCUGGUUUCAAUUUACCGGCGAGAGAUAUGCUGUCUCCAACAUUGUUUCCUCUCUUCUGCGCUUUGUUUCUUUGUCUUCCGCUUGCUGUCAUCUUCAUAGUCCAGCGAGAAAUCACCGCCGUAGUGUCGCCGGAGUCUAGCUUCCGCUCUCUUUACCCACGAAACGUACAUCCUUCUUCUCCGGUGGUUCGACUUCGUCCGCUGAUUCCUAAGGACGAUGGACAGCUUCUUCGACUCGCUUCUCGGGUUAACCCGAACCAGCCUUCUCCCGGGUCGACCCGGAAGCUCGCUUUUAUGUUUCUAACGACGACGCCUCUUCCCUUCGCGCCAUUGUGGGAAACGUUCUUCAACGGAAGCUCCAAUGAGCUCUAUAACGUCUAUGUUCACGCGGAUCCGACCCGAGAGUACGACCCGCCGUUCUCGGGCGUGUUUGAGAAUCGAGUCAUUCACUCAAAACCCUCGAUACGAAACUCACCCACUCUCGCCGCUGCAGCGCGUCGGCUAAUAGCUCACGCGCUUCUAGACGAUCCAAAAAACUACAUGUUUGCUCUCUUCUCACCUUCUUGCGUACCAAUUCACUCCUUUGACUUCACUUACAACACGUUGGUCUCCUCUAACCGGAGCUUCAUCGAGAUACUCAAAGACGAGCCGUUGCAGUUCGAUAGAUGGGCCGCGUGGGGGCCCAACGCAAUGCUCCCGGAGGUAAGACUUGAUGAGUUUCGGAUCGGGUCGCAGUUCUGGGUUCUGAAAAGGAAACACGCGCAUUUAGUGGCGCGUGAUCGACGUAUCUGGGGGAAGUUUAACCAAACGUGCGUGUGGGAAUACUCGUGCUAUCCUGACGAAACUUAUUUUGCUACGCUUCUUAAUAUGAGGGACCCGCGUGGAUGUGUUCCCGCCACACUUACUCACGUGGACUGGAGCGCCAAUAACGGAAGUCACCCGAGGAUUUACGAGGCAGAGGAAGUGGUGCCUGAGCUGAUCGUGCGGCUGAGGGAUACUCGGCCGAGAUACGGUGAGGAUGGAAUCAACGGUUCGGAUUGGUCUGUUGGGAGGAAUGAUCCGUUUCUAUUUGCUAGGAAGUUUUCUCCUGAGUCUCUUGGGGCUUUGAUGGGUAUGGCUAGAACUGUGUUGUUCAAUGACUCUGCCUGUGUUAAUUGAAUGGCUCUCUGAUAGUAUUGUUGUAAAUUUAGAUUUGUUGUUUUGGUUAGCACAGUUUAAAAAAUAAUUGUAAUAUAAUAGUAGCUGGGAGAAAAAACAAGUCUGUCAUUACCUUUCAAGGUUUAUGUAUUUCAUUGGCUUCUUCUGUUAUUAAGGAUAAUGAGGUUAUC